GACACAUUGCUGGGGAAAGCCAGACAUGAGCCCCUUCAGCACCGGACACAGCCUAGGAUCCUGCUGGGCUCAGGACCUCCCCUCCCAUCUCUAGUCCCACGAGGAAUGUUUGUUCCCGUUCUCUGCUGGGGGAGUUUUUUCAUGGCGGGGCCUCAUCCUCGACGAAGCUGUGGGACUCAGAGCCAGGCUCUGUGUGGCCCGACGAUCCUGCUGACCCCGGCCUCCUGCAGACCAUGGGCCGCCAUACCCCUGGCCGCAUUUCCAGCUUUUCAAGUGGGAAGAAACCACCCCGCGUCCCAGGACUUGCACUUCUGUGGGCCAUCCUCAGCAAGGUUCGGAGUCAGUGGGGGUGGGCAGCGGCUCAGCCAUGAAGAAGCCGAGAAGCGAUGUCUGCCUCCCCUCCUCCCUCCCAGAAGAUCUGGAUGUGAAACUAACCCAGAGUGGACGCUGAAGCUCAGCUGCCAAGUAAUCUCCCAUUCCCGGAGAGACUGCACAGCUUCCUGCUCAAUGCCAGCUGGGCCUUCAUCCUGGAGAGGAGCAACUGGCAGCUCUGUGUGAAAGCUUCUGCUUUCAUGGAGCAGAAUUGUUGUUUGGGGGCUGGGGAUGACUGGAGUCCUGCAGGACUUUACCAGGUAGGAGUUCUUGA
This is a messenger RNA of Oryctolagus cuniculus (rabbit), 646 nucleotides long. NCBI's taxonomy places the organism in Eukaryota, Metazoa, Chordata, Mammalia, Lagomorpha, Leporidae. The record is from RefSeq and is a predicted model, not a curated record.